GCUCAGAGCAAGUUUAACAACUGAUAUCUGUGUGUCAGUGAUUUCUCUCCUCAAUCUGAGCUGCUGCGGUGGAGCAUAUGGAGACUAACAGCAGAGAAACACUGCAGGCAGACUUUGAUGCGUUUGAUAUUUCUGAAGAGCUUGGAUUUGUUCUUGAAGAGCCACUGUCUCACCUUCCAGACUAUUAUCGGGUGUGGUUGGACCUGGCGAACAAUCUCGCUCAUCUGAUAGAGUCACGUAAACUGCGGGAUCUGGUUCAUAACAUGCCGGUCUUGAGUCCACAUCUUUUGAGCAACCACCGGGAGCUCAGGCUGGCCCACUUGGCGCUCGGAUUCAUCAGCAUGGGAUACGUAUGGCAGGAAGGACAACACGCACCCGCCCAGAUUCUCCCCAAAGCCCUGGCCUGGCCUUACUGGCUGGUAUCUCGCCGGCUCGGCCUUCCCCCCAUCUUGACGUACGCAGAUUCGGUUUUAGCCAACUGGAAGCUAAGGGAUCCCACAGGGGAUGUAGAAAUUAGGAACAUGGACUUGAUAUUUUCCUUCCCUGGAGGUGAGAGUUGCCGGGGAUUUUUUAUUGUGUCAUUGCUGGUUGAGAUGGCUGCCAGUUCAGGCGUAACGGGGGCCCUGGAGGUGAUGCACGCGAUGAAGAUCUGUGACCUCAUCGGCAUACAGAAGGGUCUCAUCAAAGUAACUCAGUCUUUGAAGAAGAUGAGGGAAACUUUCAAACUCAUGCACAAUCAUGUGGAGCCAACUGCAUUUCAUGGAACACUGAGAAUCUUUGUCUCAGGGUGGAAAGACAACCCGAUGCUUCCAAGAGGGCUGUUGUAUGAAGGUGUGAGCAGUGAGCCGAUUUCAUUAUCAGGUGGAAGUGCAGCCCAGAGUUCAGCCAUUCAGUGCUUUGACGCUUUGCUGUGCAUCCAGCAUGAGGAUGAGACAGGUGCCUUCCUGACACGCAUGAGGGAUUACAUGCCUCCUGCCCACCGUCAGCUGAUAGAGACUCUGUCUAUCUGUCCAUCUCUGCGAGACUUCAUCCUGUCCCGUUCCAGCUCUGACCUCUGCCAGGCCUACGACUCCUGUGUCUCCGCGCUGGUGGAUUUACGGAGCUAUCACCUCAACACUGUGACCAAGUAUGUCAUUGUGCCUGGUAACCAGGCCCGGUCCAUGGGAUGCCCGUUCAGAGGUGUGGGCACCGCGCUGAACAACACGGGGACUGGCGGAUCCAACAUCAUGGUCUUCCUCAAGAGCGUUCGUAACACCACCCAAAAAGCAUUGAUCUUAGAGAGGCCUUCAAAGUCAAGAGAAACUGAGAUGUAGCUGUUGUCUGCACAUCGUCCAGAUUGUUUUUAUGCACUAUGCUCUUUGGAUUGCAGCUAUGAAAUGUUUCCAUAAAAUCCGUUUAAACAAACAUCUCCAUCAUUAUUCAAAUCAGAAAACUGUAUUAGUCAUUAAUACAUAAGUUCACCAAGCACUUGAAUGCCUCACUUCAUUGCAGUGUGAGUGCACUUCCACUCCAAAUUCGAUGCACUUUGUCAGGACCCCUUGGCACCACACUGUGUCGUUUAAUGUUAAUACUCUUCAACCUGCAGUGUAGUUCAGCAGCUCUGUAAAUGUCUGUGAAUGUCAGAAAUAGAUGCCAUGAGAUGUAGCCAGAUGUUCUGGGCUGGUUUUGCCCCUGUCGAGAUGAUAUACCCAGAGCGAGAUCUUUUCCUGAACCGAACCAAGCAAAAACAAUGAAUGAAAACUUAAAUCACAAAACGAACCUAAGCGACAAAAUAAUAGAACGUGAACAUGAGUCUCCAAGAUGUAAGUCCUGUGACUUACAACCACCAUCAACCCUCCAACCUCCUUACGCAACGCUUUUAAACUGGACAACUCCUAUACAUCUGUUGCCAUUAAAUAUUAAUCCAAGUGGCACCGACGCCAAGGGACAUCUUGUAUCUCUGAAACCUCAGCGAAUCUGACAAAACGGCGAUAUACGAUGCCCUGAGAAUGAAGUCGGGCUGCUAACUGUUAGGCUGUGCUUUUACAGCCAUGACCCUCAGAUAAAUCCAGAAGAACAACCAGCUGAAGACACUUUUUUCUUUUUUCUUUUUCUAUCUCCAUGUGGUUUAACUUCUCAUUUUGUCGCCCUGAUGUAAAAGUGUACUCAAGGGCGCACUCAUUGCACCAUAACAUCACUGUCACGGGUGUGGUGAGACAGACUCUUUGAGCCAGAGAUGGCAGUGAAAAGCUGCUUUUCAGCCUGGAAUUACUGUAGAGGCUGAUGCGAUUUGUGCCAAAAGAAAAAACAAACAAACACACUAAUUAAGAGUAAUGCCUGGUGAAAAUAAAAACAGCCAUGGUGAGCCAAAAAUGAUGACAUGCUAAAUGAAGAUGAUGAUGAUGGCGUAAUUUGUCACUUUUGAUUUUCACUAAUUAAAAUGCACUUUACUUUGGCAGAGCAUUUCAUAUAAUCAUGUGGUAAGAUGUUAAGUGAUGCAUGUUUGUUUUUGCAGAAACACCUAUUUAAUUUG
This is a messenger RNA of Stegastes partitus (bicolor damselfish), 2512 nucleotides long. RefSeq names its product indoleamine 2,3-dioxygenase 2-like. Gene Ontology annotation, cellular component: cytoplasm. The transcript has 10 exons. Gene Ontology annotation, molecular function: metal ion binding; L-tryptophan 2,3-dioxygenase activity; indoleamine 2,3-dioxygenase activity. Lineage: Eukaryota; Metazoa; Chordata; Actinopteri; Pomacentridae. Gene Ontology annotation, biological process: 'de novo' NAD+ biosynthetic process from L-tryptophan. Bases 78 to 1313 code for a protein of 411 amino acids. The record is from RefSeq and is a predicted model, not a curated record.